Messenger RNA from Emiliania huxleyi CCMP1516, 719 nucleotides. RefSeq lists its product as hypothetical. The transcript is spliced from 3 exons. The record is from RefSeq and is a predicted model, not a curated record. The annotation marks the transcript as partial. NCBI's taxonomy places the organism in Eukaryota, Haptophyta, Isochrysidales, Noelaerhabdaceae.
UACGCGGGCCUGCUCACCCUCUACGCCAUGGCGACGCUCGGCAUGCGCACCGCAGUGCGGUGGCGCGCCUCCAAGGCGCUCUACCAGCAGCUGCUCGUCUCGUACCAGUCGGCCAAUCGGCUCGGCUCCGCCGACGACGCGCUGCUCUACGUGGCGCGGCUGGCCGAGGUGGAGCAGACCAAGCGCGCGCUCCUCGCCAUGCACGCGCUCACCGAGAGGCGGCGCGAGGCGGGCGGCGGCGGCGACGAGGCGGCGCUCUCGCCCGCCGAGGUGGCGGCGCACGGGGAGAGGCUGUUGCGCGAGUGGAGCGAGCUCGCGCCGCUCAGCACGACCGAAGACGCGGGCGGGCCCUCGGCGCUGCACCACCUCGACCGCAUCGGGCUGCUCGAGUGGCGGGCCGGGCCGGACCGGCAGGACGGCGCAGAGACCGCCGGCGAGUCGGCGUCUGGCGCCGAUGUGUGCGUGCAGAUGGUGCCUCUUGGCGAGGCGGUGAGGCGCGGCAGCCGCUACUGGGGAAGGCUGCUCGAGAGAGGCGGGAAGUCCCCUUGGGCGGGGGAGGCUGCAGGGGAGGAGCGCCCUCGCUCCUCGGGGCUGGACUUUUGGCGCCUGCUGGGGGAGGGGGGAGGGUGACGGAGAAGGUGGCCGUCGCGCCGUUGGAGCUUGGACACCGGGAACUGAGGCGAGGAAGUGACUAAUUAAAUUGCUCACCUCACUGAGAG